Messenger RNA from Exophiala spinifera, 972 nucleotides. RefSeq lists its product as uncharacterized. The transcript has a single exon. The record is from RefSeq and is a predicted model, not a curated record. Bases 1 to 972 code for a protein of 323 amino acids. NCBI's taxonomy places the organism in Eukaryota, Fungi, Ascomycota, Eurotiomycetes, Chaetothyriales, Herpotrichiellaceae.
AUGACCGAGUUUGGCCCUCCCCCAGCCAAUCCAGAACGUCCAAGGCCUGACUCACAGGCUUUAGCUUUCCAACCCAUGAUUGAUGAGGUAUCGACGCUGGAGACCUUGACGGAUACUGAGGUAUCGACCUCGGGCUCCUUGACAGAUGCUGACUCGACGCUGGACACCUUCAACGAUACGCGCGUGGAAUUUAUCGACGAGGAACCUCAAGACUUCAACCAGCUAGCCUUUGAGUUUCCUCUAUACCUGGACGAUCAGCGUCUAACUAGCUUAUCACUAUUCACAAGCUUCUCAUCUCGUCGCGAUGAAGUGAUAGCUGAACUGGGAGGCUUGGAUAACAGCCAUUUCUUGGAACGUAUUGCAGCUAUUGUCGCGCUCAGUCUUUGUGAAGGCAUUCCCUCCUUUCUGAAGGACUGGUCAGAGUCACUGGAGGCUGAGGAAUUGAUAUCUCAGCUACACGCUGAACUUCAUAGCGACUCUUCUCAGGUGCACGCCGAACUUGAAGGCGAGAAAACGGUCAAUCAUACCCGCAAUUUGCUGCUCCUUGUGGCUGGGUACGUGAUACAGAGCCAUUUUCAGCCCCGGGAACACCUCGUUAGCAAACUGGAAUUACCGUCCCGCCUCAGCUCUGAUGGAUCUACUCAGUACAAAAUAGCAACUUUGUGUUAUGCACGGCAUUUUCAUUGUAUGCCUGCACUGAGUGUGUUGGCGCCAUCACUGUCCUUGGAAUCCGUCAGCAGGCGAGAACUUCAAGCAUUUCAAGACUACGCUCUUCAGCAUUUUCCGUUGAAGUUGAGUUACGACAACCCACCAGCCUACGAAUCAUCAACUCUCCCGGGUUUGACACCGGCUCUCACCUACGGGGAGGAAACGUCCGAAUUUGAAGAUAAUGACAGUGGUACUUGGUUGUCUUCCAUCAUGAAUCCUUUCAUGAGAUGCCUCCCCUUUCGAAGGCAGUCUUCAGCGGCCUAA